Messenger RNA from Acipenser ruthenus (sterlet), 2200 nucleotides. Its product is annotated as guanylyl cyclase-activating protein 1. Bases 179 to 763 code for a protein of 194 amino acids. Gene Ontology annotation, molecular function: calcium sensitive guanylate cyclase activator activity; calcium ion binding. Gene Ontology annotation, cellular component: cone photoreceptor outer segment; photoreceptor inner segment. The transcript has 5 exons. The record is from RefSeq and is a predicted model, not a curated record. Lineage: Eukaryota; Metazoa; Chordata; Actinopteri; Acipenseriformes; Acipenseridae. Gene Ontology annotation, biological process: positive regulation of guanylate cyclase activity; visual perception.
GACAGCUCGGUCCACUGCUAGAGCUUGUACAGCCUUAGGACACAACCCAGCAAUACUAUACACUGUGACAAAAACAGAUGCAUUUGUUUAAAGGACUGAUUGCAUUUUCCACUUGCUGUCUGCUUUUCUGAGUCGCUGGUUGCUGACAGGAGGCAGUGAAAGCUGUUCACUUCUCACAAUGGGAAACGCCAGCGGUGCUGCGGUGGAGGAAAUCACAGCCUGCGAGAUUCAUCAGUGGUACAGAAAGUUCAUGACUGAGUGCCCGUCGGGGCAGCUCACCCUCUACGAGUUCAAGCAGUUCUUCGGACUGAAGGAUCUGUCCCCCGGCGCCAAUGCCUACAUCGAGCAAAUGUUUGAAACUUUUGACGUGAACAAGGACGGUUAUAUUGACUUCAUGGAGUAUGUGGCAGCGUUGAGCCUAGUUCUCAAAGCCAAGGUGGGAAAGAAGCUCAAAUGGUACUUUAAGCUCUAUGACAUGGAUGGCAAUGGCAGCAUUGACCGGGGAGAGCUCCUGAACAUUAUCAAGGCCAUCAGAGCCAUUAAUGGCUGCAAGCAUGACACGACAGCGGAAGAAUUCACCAACAUGGUGUUUGAGAAGAUCGAUAUCAACAGCGAUGGAGAGCUGUCUAUGGAGGAGUUCUUGGAUGAGGUCCAGAAGGACGAGCUGCUGCUGGACAUCCUGACCCAGAGUCUGGACCUCUACCAUAUCGCGGGCGUGAUCCAGAGCAACAGCCAGCCAGAGAGCCAGGAGGAGGAGUGCUGAAGCUGGGAGAGCCCCAGACCGGAGAGGGCCCUCCUGUGGAGAAACAUGCCUCAUAUUUCUGACUUGAAUCUUUAAUGUGUGUUGCGUGUCCAUCUGUCGAAAUAUACCACUAAUACUCCAGAUUGAUAAUUUAAAAGACAAGCAGAGGAGUGGUGGUCUCAUGACCCUCACUGAUGAAUGUUAAGCUACACAGCACUGCGCUGUCUCCCCAGAAUAGCGAAUGAUUGCUUCUCGUAACAGUGAAGGGUCACAGGGGCUCGGAAUGACCUGCAAGCUGAGCAUUCGGUGAGGUUAUACUGUAGCAACACGUGCCUUGUUUGGACCUGUGCUGUAUGAAAAGUUCAAAUGGGUUCAAGUCAAACUUGAUAAAAAAACCUAUAUGAUGUUUCCUGUUCAGCUUGCUUCUGACUUGUUGUGUAUUCUGAUAGAAAUGACCUUUUAGUUAUUUGUUUAUGUAUUUAUUAACGAUGUAAACGGGACUGGGGUCUGUAUUAAUAAACUCGUUGCAGUGUAUCGCUUUCUGUUUUAUAGAAACUGAUUUAGAAAGCCGCUCUGAGGUUUGCACAGUGAGUGCAGAAAGCUGCUCUGAUGCAUUUUACAAAGCCCUGUACUCCAAAUCGUCAUCAGGGUCAGUCUGAUGAGAAACAAGAAAACCAUUUAUUAAUAAACGCAUGAGCCACCACUCAGAACAACUCACAAACCCCUGCGGCAAAUACCUGAGCUGUUUGUUUCUGGUAUGGUAACUUUACUGGCUGCAUUCCUGUGAAAAUACCAUGCUAAUUACUGUCUGGAGGAAAUAGCUUUGAGAAUCCAGCCCUGGAGUCACCUCAUCAGCAGCUUCAGAAAAGUGAAUUCCAUUUUAGUAUGUUUGUUCGCUCCAGCUUUGUGAAUGAACGUGUGCACUUUACUGUAGGCAGGAUUAUGUUCAUGUCGGUUCUUUAAGCUACAGAGCAGUUCCAGUGAUUGUCCCAAAGCUCUUCUUGUGUGCUCUGGUGUAACAGAUUGGGAGGAGACCGCUGGGCGAAUAUUAUGAUGUUUGCAAAGGAAAUGCAAACAGUGAUCAAACUGCAUUCAAGAAUGAUUGUGCCUCCAGCAAAGGUUAUCAGAUGAUGGAGUAGGAUUUUCUUGUCCUGCUUUCCCGUAUUCUGUGUGCUUUAUCGGUUUCUUCCCAUGCCUGACAGUACUUCCAAUGUGCUAUACUGCACACUGACAUAAACCUUCAUCUCAAUGUGAUGGGAUCUAUUCCUAAAACAGGCUUCCAUGCUAACACUUCAAACAGUCUCCACUCCACAGACAGCUCGGAUCUACUGUACAGAUUGUGAGGGAACAAUUCUGGACCAAAUCAAAAAAAGCAAACCUGCUGGUUGAUAUUUUGCGAAUGGACAGUAUUUUGUACAAAGUGAAUGACUGUAAAUAAAGAAUAUUUCAUUUCUUAAA